Messenger RNA from Nicotiana tabacum (common tobacco), 3304 nucleotides. The record is from RefSeq and is a predicted model, not a curated record. Lineage: Eukaryota; Viridiplantae; Streptophyta; Magnoliopsida; Solanales; Solanaceae.
CAGCUAUCAUUUCUUUGCGUUAUCCUUGAGAUUGAGAUUUAAAGAGCUGUGCUUGUGGUAUGUGGUUGAUAGAAAGGUUUCUUGCUCAUGCAAAAGUUGAAUCUUUGAAAUCAAAGGAGGCAGCUGAACAAAGGAUGCUUAAAAAGAGAAGCUGGUUUUCUUUUAGAUGGAGUACAGCUACUGCAGAUGUGUCUGCAGGGGAUACUUCUGAAGAAGCUAAUACACUGGAGGACCAAUUGACCCGGGAGGAAUGGCAGGCGAUCAAUAAACUACUAAGUUACCAGCCAGAUGAGGAACUGGUACUGCAGUAUGGAAAAGAGAAUAUGAUCCAGUAUUUGUUAGAUGUUUCUAUCAGUAGGGCAGCUGCACGGAUAAUUGAUAUAGAUCACACAGAGAUUGUUUGCGGUAGAUUUGAAAAUCUUUGUGUGUCUACAAAAUUAAAGCAUCGAAACUCCCACUGCGACGUGACGCUGAAAUUUUAUGGAUUAUCUGCUCCUGAGGGUUCACUUGCCCAGAGUGUCAUUAGCGAGCAGAAGGUGAAUGCUCUGCAAGCUAGUUUCAUACAAGCACCUUCUGGGGAAAAUGUCGACUGGCGUCUAUCUGCAAGAAUCUCGUCUUGUGAUGUUACAGUUUUCAGGGAAACCUAUGACCGGUUUUUAGAAUUUAUGAAAAGGAGCAAUGCUGUUAGCCCUACUGUAGCAUUAGAAACUGCAACUGUGUUACAGAAUAAGAUUGAAAAGAUGACUCGCAGAGCGCAGGAGCAAUUUCAAAUGGUACUCGAGAAGCAAAGCAGAUUUGCCCUUGACAUUGAUCUCGAUGCUCCAAAAGUUAGAGUUCCUGUUAGACCACGUGGCUCCUCCCAAUGUGAUUGCCAUCUUCUUUUGGAUUUGGGUCAUUUUACUUUACAUACCAAGGGUGAUGGCCUACUGGGUGAUCAGAACCAAAGUUUGUAUUCUCGUUUUUAUAUCUCCGGAAGGGACAUAGCAGCUUCUUUUACAGAUUGCGGUUCUGAUGAUCAGGCUUGCAGUUUGUCAUGUCAGCCUUCGGCAUAUCAUAACCCGGAAGAUGCCAAGAACUUAUGCUCUCUUGUUGAUAAGUGUGGAAUGGCUGUUAUUGUGGAUCAGAUUAAGGUGCCUCAUCCCGGCCAUCCGUCAAUGCGUGUUUCUGUUCAAGUUCCCAAUUUUGGCCUUCACUUUUCGCCAGUGAGAUAUCGCAGGCUGAUGGAGUUGUUAGACAUAUUAUACCGAGCAACGCCAGAUACCGAGCAGCCUGCUAUUGAAAAUCUCCCACCAGAAUAUGCCCCUUGGUAUCCUCCUGAUCUUGCAAUUGAGGCUCGGAUCCUUGUUUGGAGGGGGAUUGGCUACUCAGUUGCUUCAUGGCAACCAUGUUAUCUUGUGUUAUCUGGUUUAUAUCUUUAUGCAUUGGACUCUGAGCUGUCCCACAGUUAUCUUAGAUGCUCAAGCAUGGCUGGUAAGCAAGUACUUGAAAUUCCUCCUGCCAAUAUCGGAGGUACCUUUUCCUGUAUCGGCAUCAGCGCCAGAGGAAUGGAUCUGCAGAAGGUUCUGGAGUCCUCUAGCACCAUGAUAAUAGAGUUCCGUGAUGAGGAGACGAAGGCUACUUGGCUGAGAGAACUUACAAAAGCCACUUAUCGAGCUUCUGCUCCUCCUCCGAUGAACAUACUGGGAGAACUAAGUGAUGGUGUAAUGGAAAUAGCUGAACCUCGAGCUGCAAAUGCGAGGACAGCUGAGCUUGUUGUUAAUGGAACACUGAUUGAGAUGAAAUUGUCAUUAUAUGUAAAGGCUGUAGAUGAUCUUGCAGAGAGACUUGACGAGACACUACUGCUUGAUGUUCUUGCUGCUGGUGGAAAGGUGCGUGUAUUGCAUUCUGAAGGUGACUUGACAGUAAAGAUGAAACUGCACUCCUUGAAAAUUAAUGAUGAACUUCAACGUUCUUUAUGUUCGGGUCACCAAUAUCUGGCUUGCUCUGUUUUGAUGGAUCAUGGUGCUGCCAGCUGUCCUGACCCCUUGGAACCUCAUGGGAAAGAGCUACCUUUGAUGGUAAUAGAAGAGGAUGAUAUUUUCAAGGAUGCCUUGCCAGAUUUCUUAGCCUUUACAGAUUCUGCUGAAGCUACUACCCCUGAGAAGGAGCUAUUGAGGGGAAGAAGUGUUCUUGGUGAUAUUUUCUAUGAGGCAUUGGGGUCUGAUGACUCUGAUUUUGUGUCUCUAACAUUUAUAACAAGGACUCCUGAUUCUCCUGAUUAUGAUGGCAUAGAUACGCAGAUGAGUGUUAGUAUGUCCAAGCUGGAAUUCUUUUGCAACAGACCUACUCUUGUUGCUUUGAUCGAUUUUGGCUUUGAUCUGAGUUCAGGAAAUAACAUGUUAAAUAGUGAAGAUCUCCCGAAAGAUCCAGAUGAAUCUUUAGUGAACAAAGAGAAAACAGAAGAAUACGGCCAUACACAUGUCAAAGGGUUGCUUGGUCGUGGAAAAGACCGUGUUGUGUUUAUUCUAAACAUGAAUGUUGACAGUGUUACAGUGUUCCUCAAUAAGGAGGAUGGUUCUCAGCUUGCUAUGUUUGUGCAAGAAAGUUUUCUGCUGGAUAUUAAGGUUCAUCCAAGUUCUACUUCCAUAGAAGGUACCCUUGGAAACUUCAGGCUAUGUGAUCUAACACUUGGUUCCGACCAGCGAUGGGGUUGGCUAUGUGAUAUUCGUAAUCAAGGGGCUGAAUCACUCAUUCAGUUUGUAUUCAAGUCUCAUAGUACAGAAGAUGACGAUUAUGAAGGAUAUGACUACAGCUUGCGGGGUCGACUUUCAGCAGUUCGUAUAGUUUUCCUUUAUAGGUUUGUUCAAGAGAUUACUGCGUACUUCAUGGAGCUUGCCACUCCCCAUACUGAGGAAGCUAUUAAACUCGUUGAUAAAGUGGGAGGGAUUGAAUGGUUGAUUCAAAAAUAUGAGGUUGAUGGAGCCUCUGCAAUAAAGCUGGACCUUUCACUCGAUACUCCCUUAAUAAUUGUCCCAAGGAAUUCCAGAAGCGAAGAUUUCAUGCAACUUGAUCUUGGCCAUCUGCGUGUCCAAAAUGAAUUUUGUUGGUUUGGGUUCCCCGAAAAAGAUCCUUCAGCUGUCCAUCUCGAUAUUCUUGAUGCAGAGAUUUUGGGGAUUAACAUGGCCGUGGGGAUCAACGGAUGUAUAGGCAAACCAAUGAUACGUGAAGGCAGAGAUAUUCAUGUUUAUGUUCGGCGCAGUUUGCGAGAUGUUUUCAGGAAGGUCCCUACGUUUGNAUUUGUUCUGGAAGUAAAGGUUGUUGUUCU